Molecule: messenger RNA, 1712 nt
Organism: Cladophialophora immunda
Lineage: Eukaryota; Fungi; Ascomycota; Eurotiomycetes; Chaetothyriales; Herpotrichiellaceae
Product: elongation factor Tu, mitochondrial
Exons: 4
Coding region: 108-1430 (440 amino acids)
Biological process (GO): mitochondrial translational elongation
Cellular component (GO): mitochondrion
Molecular function (GO): translation elongation factor activity; GTP binding; GTPase activity
Source: RefSeq, a predicted model, not a curated record
GCAUUGAUUCUGCUCCCUGUACUUGUAUCAACUUUCCAUCUUUGCGUGCUGCAGUUUGGGAUUUCUCUUCCUUCUUUCCUUCCAUUCUUCCUUCUUCCGGCGUCGCGAUGGCCUUCUCUCGCUCGGUUGUUUCUCUCCUGCGCACAUCCCGGCACAUUGUAUCCCCCGCUCGAGGUGUUAAUCCCGUCAACAGAGUCUUCGGCCAUGACAGAUUCGCCGCCCGAGCAUAUGCUACUGUUUUUGAGCGGACCAAGCCCCAUGUGAAUGUUGGUACGAUCGGUCACGUCGAUCAUGGAAAGACAACCCUCACAGCAGCAAUCACGAAGAGACAGGCGGACAAAGGCUUAGCGCAGUUUCUCGAUUAUGGCAAGAUUGACAAAGCACCCGAAGAGCGAAAGCGUGGUAUCACGAUCGCAACUGCGCACAUCGAAUACGAGACGAACAACCGCCACUACUCUCAUGUCGACUGCCCCGGUCACGCUGAUUACAUCAAGAACAUGAUCACCGGUGCUGCUCUUAUGGAUGGCGCUGUCGUGGUGGUUGCCGCUGGCGAUGGUCAGAUGCCUCAGACAAGAGAACAUCUCCUCCUAGCCCGUCAGGUCGGUGUCCAAAAAUUGGUUGUUUUCGUUAACAAGGUCGACACCGUCGAGGACCCUGAAAUGUUGGAACUUGUUGAAAUGGAAAUGCGCGAGCUCUUGUCCUCGUACGGCUUCGAUGGAGACAACACCCCCAUCAUCUUUGGUUCUGCCCUCUGCGCCCUUGAAGGCACCAGACCCGAGAUCGGAGUUGAAAAGAUUGAUGCUCUGCUGGAGGCCGUCGACAGCUGGAUUCCAACCCCUGUCCGAGACACUGAAAAGCCUUUCCUCAUGUCGGUCGAAGAAGUCUUCUCUAUCGCAGGAAGAGGCACUGUCGCUUCAGGCCGUGUUAUGCGAGGCGUGUUGAAGAAGGAUAGUGAGGUCGAGAUCGUGGGAGGUCGUGACGAGGUCAUCAAAACCAAGGUGACAGACAUUGAAACGUUCAAGAAGUCCUGCGAAGAAUCAAGAGCUGGUGACAACUCUGGUCUUCUACUGCGCGGUGUCAAACGGGAAGACGUCAAGCGUGGAAUGGUGGUUGCCGUCCCAGGUUCUGCCAAGGCUCAUCAAGAAGCGCUUGUGUCGCUCUACAUUUUGACAGAAGAGGAAGGAGGUAGAAAGUCAGGCUUCACUGAGAACUACAAGCCACAAGUCUACAUCCGAACCGCAGAUGAGGCAGCACAGCUCAAGUUCCCAGAGGGUACCGAAGACCCAAGCAAGAUGGUCAUGCCUGGAGACAACCUGGAGAUGGUUCUGAAGACACACCAUCCUGUGGUUAUGGAAGCUGGCGAACGAUUCAACAUGCGAGAAGGUGGGCGGACGGUCGCCACCGGCCUUAUCACCAGAAUCCUGAAAUAGGCCGGAUAACUCUUGAUCAUGUGCAGAAGCGAACAAGAGGUGGGCUACGCUGGCACCGACGCCUUGAAGCUUUGUAUCAAAAUGUGUCAUGUCUUCACCGUGUCAUAAUUUGGGAUGUACAUUUUGUCAGGGGUUUCGGGUCCCGGAAGAGGACGAUCAUGACCGUGGAGCAUUGCGAUAUCUAGGGAGUCCGCGCUGGGAUGGAAGAAGCUUGCAUAUACCAACCUCUCUACUUCAAUUCCGAAAAGUGUUUAAACAUGCUGCCCAGUUACAUGAAUGAGG